This is a messenger RNA of Prorocentrum cordatum, 414 nucleotides long. Lineage: Eukaryota; Dinophyceae; Prorocentrales; Prorocentraceae. The record is from the annotation of a GenBank genome assembly.
AUGUACUUUCACACCGAUGCGCACAGCAAGACGCCACCAGAGCUCGACUGGAGGACGAUCGGCCCCCACCGAGGCGAUGCAGACCCGCCGCCGACCAUCUCAUACGUUCAGGCUGGCGACGCAGGCACCACCCACAACGACGUCGGCACCGCAGGCGGCCUCCAGGCGCAGCCGGCCGGGGCGAACGGAGGCCUGCUGGAGUACUUCUGGUUCUGGUUCUCGACAAGCCUCCGGCUGGACAGCGCUGGCUUGGGAGUUCUUUACACGGUGUUGCACAUUCGCGGGCAGGAGACUUGCUAUGUGUUUCGCGAGUUCAACAUGGCGGAGCAGCGGAGUCGUGGAAUUUGCGCGCCAUCGACGAGACCACCGUCGGCGCCGACCCGCGCAAGAAAGUGCUGCCCCACGAUUGCAUGA